AUGGGAACAAAUGAGGUUGGAGGAGGUCAUUAUCACUCGGAUACAGAGAUCCUUGGCAGCGAAAGAAUGGUGAAUUACAGCGGUCCUCUAAGUGGACCUCUGAACAAAAGAUCAGGCAACAAGAAGACUGCCAAGUUCAACAUAGCUGAGCCUGCAGGCUCUGCUGUGAAGCCUGGCAUUAGCACAAGCGAUGAAGAGCCUUAUGUUGAGGUCAUUUUGCAUGUUCAAGAAGACUCCGUGGCGGUGCACAGCGUUAAGCCUUCUGCUGAUGAUCAUGAAGAUCAUGUGGAGAUGACUUUACUGGGAAAAGGGUUGGAGAAGAAUCAAUCUCCUAAAGGUUCAUCAGUUGUGAGGACGGCUUCAGCUCGUAUCAAACAGGUUUCUCAGGAGCUGAAGCGCCUGGCCUCAUUUUCAAAACAAGCAGUGGCAGCCCCUCAUCCAAGGAGGCGGUUUGAUCGAACACAGUCAGCAGCAGCUCCUGCCUUGAAGGGCCUCAAGUUCAUCAGCAAGACAGAUGGUAAUGCUGGGUGGCCUGCAGUUGAGCAGAAGUUCAAUCAGCUCACUGCUUCAAGCAAUGGCUUGCUUCCUCGUUCGCUUUUCGGUGAAUGUAUAGGAAUGAAUAAGGAAUCGAAAGAGUUUGCCGGGAAGCUGUUCGAUGCUCUUGCUAGAGAGCUGGAUAUAAAGGAUGAUUCCAUCACCAAGGAACAGUUGAACGAGUUUUGGGCUCAAAUCUCUGAGCAGGGAUUUGACUCCAGGCUUCAAACUUUCUUUGACAUGGUUGAUAAAGAUGCAGAUGGAAGAAUCACCAUAGAGGAGGUCAAAGAGAUUAUUAGCUUCAGUGCUUCUGCCAACAAACUCUCAAACAUCCAAAACCAAGCAGAUGAAUAUGCAGCAUUGAUCAUGGAAGAGUUAGAUCCAGACAAUCUUGGAUACAUCAUGAUAGACAGCCUGGAAACUCUCUUGUUGCAAGGACCAGAAGAGACUGCAGUAAGAGGAAAAGAUAGCCGAAACCUAAGCAAAAUGCUGAGCCAGAAGCUUAAGCCUACAAGAGAGCACCCAUUAAGGAGAUGGUGUAGCAACGUCAAUUACUUCUUGCAAGACAAUUGGAAGAGAGUUUGGGUAGUGACACUGUGGGUUGGGAUCAUGGCUGGCCUAUUUGCCUACAAGUACGUGCAGUAUCGAAACAAAGCUGCAUAUGAAGUAAUGGGGCAUUGUGUGUGCAUGGCCAAAGGUGCAGCAGAGACACUCAAAUUCAACAUGGCUCUUAUUCUGCUACCAGUCUGCAGAAACACCAUAACUUUGCUCAGGAACAAGACCAAACUAGGCAUCGUCGUUCCUUUUGACGACAACCUCAAUUUCCACAAGGUCAUAGCUAUAGGAAUUGGGAUUGGAGUUGGCAUACAUGGAAUUUAUCAUUUAGCAUGUGACUUCCCUCGCAUCAUUCAUGCCAGCAGCGAUAAGUAUGAGCUGAUGAAGCCCUUUUUCGGGGACGAUCAACCUUCAAAUUAUUGGCACUUUCUUAACUCAAUGGAAGGAGUUACUGGGAUUGUUAUGGUAGUGUUAAUGGCAAUAGCCUUCACAUUGGCUGCCCCUUGUUUCAGAAAAGGUCAGCUCAAGCUGCCUGAGCCUCUAAAGAAGCUCACUGAACCUCUAAAGAAGCUCACUGGGUUCAAUGCCUUUUGGUAUUCACACCACCUCUUCAUCAUAGUCUAUGUCUUGUUGAUCAUCCAUGGUGUUUAUCUUUACCUGACCAAGGAAUGGUAUAAGAAGACGACCUGGAUGUACCUGGCUGUGCCACUCACCCUCUAUGCUGGUGAAAGAUUGGUUCGGGCACUUCGAUCCAGCAUCAAGCCGGUUAAGAUACUAAAGUGUGCUGCUGUGUCUCCAUUUGAAUGGCACCCAUUUUCCAUCACCUCAGCCCCUGGAGAUAACCACCUUAGUGUUCAUAUUCGAAUCGUCGGAGAUUGGACCCGGCAACUUAAAACUGUGUUCUCUCAGGUAUGCCAACCUCCUCCUAGUGGGAAAAGCGGACUUCUCAGAGCUGACCAUAUGCAAGGAGCUGACAACUUAAUAUUUCCAAAAGUGUUGAUAGAUGGGCCCUAUGGAGCACCGGCCCAAGACUACAAGAACUAUGAAGUGGUGUUGUUGGUAGGGCUAGGGAUUGGGGCAACCCCAAUGAUCAGCAUUUUGAAGGACAUAGUGAACAACAUAAAGGCCAUAGAGGAGGAGGGGGAGGACAUGGGUGCCUUAGAAAAUGGGGCACCAAGCAGGAUAUCAAAAGUCGGAUCCGGGUCAAGCCAACUGGGGCUCCAUAACUUUAAGACCAAGAGGGCCUAUUUUUAUUGGGUGACAAGAGAGCAAGGCUCUUUUGACUGGUUCAAAGGGGCGAUGAACGAGGUGGCUGAAUUGGACCACAACAGGGUUAUUGAGUUUCACAAUUAUUGCACCAGUGUUUAUGAGGAAGGCGAUGCACGUUCUGCCCUCAUUCACAUGCUUCAGUCUCUCAGUCAUGCAAAGAAUGGCGUUGAUAUUGUGUCUGGGACACGUGUCAAGUCGCACUUUGCCAAGCCUAACUGGCGUGAGGUCUACAAGCGCAUUGCACUUGAUCACACCAACGCCACAGUUGGGGUGUUCUACUGUGGGCUACCAGCGCCUGCCAAUGAGCUGCGACAGCUAUCUCAUGAUUUCUCUCACAAGACCACCACCCAAUUUGAUUUCCAUAAAGAGAAUUUCUGA
Prunus armeniaca (apricot) is the source of this 2736-nucleotide messenger RNA. The record is from the annotation of a GenBank genome assembly. Lineage: Eukaryota; Viridiplantae; Streptophyta; Magnoliopsida; Rosales; Rosaceae.